Messenger RNA from Homarus americanus (American lobster), 742 nucleotides. RefSeq lists its product as uncharacterized. The record is from RefSeq and is a predicted model, not a curated record. The transcript is spliced from 2 exons. The coding region runs from base 101 to 619 and encodes 172 amino acids. NCBI's taxonomy places the organism in Eukaryota, Metazoa, Arthropoda, Malacostraca, Decapoda, Nephropidae.
UUUUAUUUUAUUAUUUGUUCAACAGGGUAAAAUAGAGGAGAACUUGCGACCAUACAAGAAGGGAAGUGUCACCAAGAAAAAACUUAAGAUUAAUGAAGUUAUGCCAAAUGGAGAAUUUGGCGACUCCGUGGAUAUGACGUGUAGUGACGACACGGCCGUCGCCUUGGACGAACACCUAAGGAAAAUCCAUGGGGACUCAUGGAUAAUGGCGAGGGGCAUCCAAAUUAAUCCGUAUUAUGGAUGGGAAGACAACGUGAAGUACACGAUUGUUUUAGGACUGCAGUGUGUGGGAGAGGGUGAAGUGUGGCUUGUGUCAUGUAGACCCCCAAUCACCAAGAAACCCAUAAAAAAUUUGACCACGAUUAGUCAGUGCAACAACCCCAUAAACAAAAGAACAUUGUUUGCAGUUAUCAAUGAAAUCAUUAAGAAACCACAAAGAACUACAAAAGGAACAUAUCACUUAAUCCUAUGUUUGGUCGAUCCCACCUGCCUAGAGCACAACGCCCCCAGAAAGAACCUUCCACUUCACAUGUUCCUGAAUGAUUAUAGCAUAAAAAAUCUCCCUGGUGUCAUCUCCAGAGGCGACAUAAUCCAAGUGAAGAACAUGGUGGUACGUUGACCCUGUGUAUAGCUCUGUAUGGUAUAGUGGUGGUGUACUCUACACCCUCUCUGUAAAGUUCUCUCGUUCGUGUACAAUUAUCUAAACGCUCUAUGACCAAGGUACAGUAUUAGGGUGUUUAAU